Messenger RNA from Papaver somniferum (opium poppy), 699 nucleotides. RefSeq names its product probable xyloglucan endotransglucosylase/hydrolase protein 32. The coding region runs from base 1 to 699 and encodes 232 amino acids. The record is from RefSeq and is a predicted model, not a curated record. Gene Ontology annotation, molecular function: hydrolase activity, hydrolyzing O-glycosyl compounds. The transcript has a single exon. Lineage: Eukaryota; Viridiplantae; Streptophyta; Magnoliopsida; Ranunculales; Papaveraceae. Gene Ontology annotation, biological process: carbohydrate metabolic process.
AUGGCAGAUCAAGAAACUCAAAAAAUCCAUCAAGCCGUACUACUCAAAGAGAUAUAUGUUGAGUUCAAUCCAGAAGCAUGUACUCACAAAAUGGAAGCAGAAACAAAUGAAAUCAGUGUAGUCUUCGACGAAAGAUGUGGCUCAAAUUGGAGAUCAAAAGCUGAAUAUCGGUAUGGUACGUUCGGAGCUAAAAUCAAGUGCCCCACUGGCGACACAACUGGUUUGAACUUCAAUUUUCGUGUUGCUUCACCUAUGCAUUAUAGACCUAUACAUUCGAUCGGUUUCAACUUUUUAGGUAAUAAUAAGAGAAGUAUUCGAACUAAUGCAUAUGUUACUGCGACUGACAAUAGUCGAGAACAAGUUCAUGAAUUAGGAUUUGAUUGCAGUGAAGGAUUUCACAAUUACGAAAUCAAAUGGUCUAAAGAUUUGAUUGAAUGGUUAAUUGAUGGCAAAGUCAUUAGAAGAUAUGCGAGAGAAGAGAAUCCAAACAAGUUUCCAAGAAAAGUCAUGUCUUUGCGUGGGAUGGUGUGGAAUGCUAGUAGGGUGCAAGCGGGGAAAUGGGCUGGUUAUUAUACUGGUAAUGAUGUACCUUAUGUUUAUACCAUGAAGGAUGUUCGUGUUCCGUUAUUAACUGAAGUGCCUGAUUCUUCAGACGAUUCCGAAGAGGAAUGGAUGGUUUAUAAGUUGCUGGAGGAUUAA